AUGGGCGAGGCGCGGCAUAGCAAUGCUGCUGUAUUGAAGAACAACUGGCUGGUCACGCUGGGAUGCUGUGCAUCAUGGGGUCACGACGAGGAUUAUGCUGAAGCUGAGCUUCGCUGUAAUGUUCAAGAAGAGGAUGUCGUUCCUGUGGUCGACCAACCACGUCCUUAUCACCACACCGUGAGCACGAUCGUCUCGCGAUGGCCGACAACGAGCGGUCAUCGAUCGAUCAGUCGAGCCAGUCGACUCAGUGGUAGCAUGUCUAUAGACUGCCGACCUGCGAACAAGGAAUCACCCCCGCGUCGCUCGACUACGCGGCCUCCGAGCUUGAGGCCUCUUGAGCUCUCGAUAUAUGAGCCCAAAAACCGCCUCUCUCCACUUCCAGACUUUACAGAAUCAGACUGGACAAAGGUGCUCCCGUCGCUGGAGUUUCCUGAACAGGCCGUGGUUCAUUCGCGACCGUCUUCCGUCUCCUCGACGACGACGACAUCACGCUUUGGCGGACGAUGGGACUCAGUCAGAUCAGAGAACACCACCACCACUUCAGUAACCAGAAGGUCCAGCUCUCGCCUUAGCCUAAACCCUUUAAUCGACCUCUCGCUCCUUCACGGCCCGGAUUUCGAAGACCGUCCAACCGCUCUGCAAACACUCCCUUCCAUCCCCGAUUCCCCUAUACCCACCACCGACAAACACUCAUCUACCACCACCACCUCAUCCUCCACCAUCCCACUCCCCUCCUCUCCACCCCAAUCUCACCACAACACCCACUCAUCCACCCCAGCCCGCUCCAACCCCCAACGCACAACCCGCCCCUCCUUCCUCUCCACCCGCAACGAAAUCGACGCCGCAAUCCGCGAACUCAAAUCCAUCAUCCAAGAACGCCGCGCCCACGCCUCCACUUCCACUUCCAUCUCCACCCUAUCCUCCUCUUCCCCGUCCUUCUCCACAACCACAACCACAUCCCGCCCCCCUCCCUCCCCAAGCCACCACAUCCCCGCCCUCGCCCCCUCGCACCGCAUCCGCGCCCGCUCCGAAACCCUCUCCGAAAUCGGCUCCGCGUUCUCCGUCCCCUGGGUCUGUGCUAAGCCCCUCCCGCUUGCGCCGGGGCAGGUGCAGGUGCAGGUGCGGACGCCGUUUUACAUGGCUCCUGAUUCGCCUGGGUUUUAUUCUUCGUCGUCGUCGUCAGGGGCGGAGAAAGCAGGUGCGGCAGGGACGGAAAGGGCGGAUAGGCACGUUGUGAGUGUGCUCAAGGAGUCGCUCGCGAGUGUCAGGCCGCGCGUGUGGGGCUGGAUGGGGCGCGCUGGGGCGCAGGGCAGACAUGCGCAGCGUCCGUCUACGGCGUCUACGGCGUUGACGUCUGCGUCUACGUCUACGUCUACGUCUACAAUCACAUCGGCAUCAACGCUCUCGCUCGCCACUACAGUGCCUAGUCUGGUGACGAGUCGGACGAGUUGCUCGACGGCGCGGUGUCCGGCGACGCCUGGUGGUUUGAGUCCGCGCAGUGCGAGGAAGGGGUUGGGGUGGGGGGAGGGGGAGGUUUGGGGGAGGAAGGAGGAGGUGGAGGUUGAGGUUGGAGGGAGGGAUGGGCGGGUUGAUCCGCUGAGGAUGAAUCCGCGGACGCCGGUUGGGGUUGCGUUUUGA
Pseudovirgaria hyperparasitica is the source of this 1638-nucleotide messenger RNA. RefSeq lists its product as uncharacterized. The coding region runs from base 1 to 1638 and encodes 545 amino acids. NCBI's taxonomy places the organism in Eukaryota, Fungi, Ascomycota, Dothideomycetes, Acrospermales, Acrospermaceae. The transcript has 2 exons. The record is from RefSeq and is a predicted model, not a curated record.